AUGUAUUGUGCGUCACAGUUACAAAUUGAAGUGUAUACAUCGAUUGGACAAAUUAUUUAUGCUAUUUUUCAAUCACUUGUUUUGAUUUUCACUAUUUUUGUGACUAUUUUAGCUGUGAAAACGUUAUGGAAAGAAUCGAUUUUACCGAAAACAACAAAAAUCUUAUUAUUUGCCACUUUGACUUAUGGAGUUCUGCAUGGAUUGGCUUUCUCGAAUUUUGUGGUAUUAUUUUUUUUUGAUAAGGUAAUACUUCCAAAAUUAUUUGAAAUUUAAUUACAGGCAACAAUUCUAUAUCGCAAUUUUCUAGUUACCCAAAAUUCGAGUUGUUAUCCAAUUCCAACCGGUGAAGAUUGUUCAAAUGUUAUUCAAGGAAUAUCUUUGGGGAUUUCUGGAAAUAUUCUGAUUCAAACUUUUUUGUGUUUUGACAGGUUUGGUUAGAAUUAUCAAAGAAAAAUUGAUAAUUUUUUGAAGAUUGCUAGCAACAAUUUUUGGGAUGAAGUACGCAAAAACUCUGCCAGGAAUCAUAUUUUUGGCUUUGGUGGUAAUCUUUUGUCUGAAAUUUUGCAAAUAGAACUUUGUGUUUUAAAAGAAGAAAAAUCCAAAAAUAAAGUUUACGCUUGAGAAAAUUCUAAACUUUCGAACAUGAAACGAGUAGGCGUCAGAAAACAACUAAAUCACAAAAAAAGUCAGCAAACAAGAGUUUUAAGUUUUCAGAUAAUUGGCUCACUGAGCACAUUUCCAAUUUUACGAAAUGGACAAACAUUAGAUGAAUCACAAUUAUACUGUAUUAUGUGGCCUGCAAAAAUGGCAACAUCUGCAAAUACAUUUUUAGCUUCAAUAUUUUAUCUUUCAAUUCUUAAUUUCAUGUUGAAUAUGGGUUUGAUGAGAUACAAUCAUAUUUGUGAAAAGAAAUCACAUUUUAAAGUUUUGGAAAGAUAUCAAAAUAUUGAAACUCUUCAGUCAACAAAAAUGAUAUCUUAUAUUAUAACUUGUCAAUUAAUUUCAAUGAUAAUUUAUUCUGGAGGAGUUUGGCUCAUGAGACAACAUACAAAGGAAAUAUCUUAUGUUUUAUAUUUGAAUAUUAUUGUCUGGUUAUAUGUGAGCUUAGAACUUUUUAUAUUUAAAAAAAGAAAUAUUUUAAAGAUGUUGACAAGAGAUAAUUAUAGAUUUUCAGACACAUCCGAUAAGUUCUGCUCUUCUACCGGUUCUUAUUAUCUAUUCAUCUUGGAAUCUAAAAAGACAACGUACGGCAAAAAUCAAUACAUUGACGGAUGAAAAAGAAACAGGAGAACAACACAUCCAAAAGCUACGGAAUAUAUGGGCUUGAAUUGAAAUUGAUUCGAUUGUGAGAUAAUCAAACCUGUGGCAUUCUCUCCUCUCACUAUUUUCCUCCGAUUUUUUUUCACUUUUUGUGUUCGGAUGACCUCUUGUAAUCAUGCUAAACUUUUAUAUAUUUCUAUUACACUUUAUAUUUUAUUUAGGAUUAUUAAUUUGGAUUUAGAACUCAAGUCGUGAGUUUUUUCGGGAUUUUAAUUGAAAUAAUUGAAAGAUUUUUUGAGAGAACUUAUGAAACUUGAGAACAUUCCUAUGGAUUGUGAAAGUGUUGUAAAUGGAACAGAAGAUUUUCGGAAAAUUUGGAGAGCGAAAAAUUGGAAUUGGCAUUUUGGAGAUAUUGAGAAAGAGCUAUUUGAAACAGAAGACAUGUAAGUUUUAACAUAAAAUUUUUUCAUUUUCUUUUCUAAAACUAUUUUUCCAGCUGUCCUGUUAUCGAAAAAUAUUUUUCAUUUUCAAAACUUGCAUUAUCUGAAGAGGAAAAAGAAUAUCCACUUGCAUAUGGAUUGGUGGUUUUCAAAAAUAUUGUACAAGUUAUAAUGCAGCUCAGUAUUUUCUAUCAACCUCAACAUCUUUUUUGUAUAACAGUUGAUCAAAAUAGUCCCGAAAUUUAUAAAAAUGUAAUUCAAAGUCUUCCAAAAUGUUUCGAAAAUAUGAAUGUUUUUGUAAGUUUUUUGAAAUUUUUUUUUGAAAAACUGUGGUUGUUUUCUUCAGAUUGGGGAAGAAUCAGAGUGGGGAUCAUUUGGAAUUCUGAAAAAUGUUUAUACAUGUUUCGAGCAUUUGACAAAAUCAAAAAAUGAUUGGAAAUAUUAUCAAUAUUUAUCUGGAACUGAUCUUCCAAUGAGAACAAAUUUAGAAAUGGUUCGAAUUUUUAAAGCAUUGAAUGGAUCAAUAAAUACAGAUGUCAGCACAUUUGAAACAAAUCGAUAUAAAAAUAUGGAGGUAUUUCAGAAGAAAAGCUAAACACUAAAUAUUAAAUAUUUUUCUAGGGUGUAAUUCCACCAAUGCCAAUUUAUAAAUCAAGUAUGUCAGUUGUUUUACCAAGAGAUGCUGCAAAUUAUAUUGUUGAUAGUCCGAAAGUUAAAAAACUGUUACAAUAUUUGAAAAACACUUGGAUUCCUGAUGAAUCAUUCUGGUCUACGGUAUCUGGAUCUCCAAAAUGUAAGAGAACUCUAAAAGUUCAGAUGAAAUAUUAGUUUUAAACGCCUGAUUUUAAUUUCGUUUUCAAACAAAGCUCAACUUUAAACUGCUCAUUUCAAAUUUUUCUAAACAGUUAACUGUUUUAAUGUUUAGUGCUUCCGGUUCCUGGAGCCGUUCGAGUUCGAGAUAUAAUGUGGCUCCGACAACAUUUUAAAGCUCGCCCAGCUGAUGUGAAUACUGUAGAUGACGUAGGAACAUCAUAUAUUGGAAGAUAUCAAGUUUGGGCUUGGCAAAAAGAUUGCUAUGGUUAGUGAAAGUGUUCAAGAUUUUUCAUAUCCUAUGAGUUUUCAGGAAAGAUUAAGGAUUAUUCUUGUGUUUUUGGAGUUCAGGACAUUGAGGAAAUUGUUACAAGACCGGAAUUGGUUGCGCACAAAUUAUAUUUGGCCUUUGAACCAGCUGCAUUUAUGUGUUUAUUCAAGGUACGUUAUAGGUUGUUUUAGAAAAAAAACAAUAAUUUUUAUGUUAUGUGAAUAAUAGUUUUUCAGGAAAUUCGUCGUAGAACUUUGAAUCCCUCAGAUUUUGAUGCAAAAUCUUAUUCCGAAAUGCCAACUGUUGAAUUAUUAAACGGCGUUUCUAUAACACAAUUAACUCAUCCAAAUUGGCUUGUUCGAGAUUCAUUUUAUAAUCCAGAACAAGAAGAUCAAGAUAGAAAUACUAUAUAA
This is a messenger RNA of Caenorhabditis angaria, 3194 nucleotides long. NCBI's taxonomy places the organism in Eukaryota, Metazoa, Nematoda, Chromadorea, Rhabditida, Rhabditidae. The record is from the annotation of a GenBank genome assembly.